AUGCCGUUUGGGUUAGUCAAUGCACCAUCUACCUUCUCAAGGUAUAUGGCAGACAUCUUCCGCGACCUUCCAUUCGUUCUUGUUUACCUGGACGACAUAUUAGUCAUGUCAACGACAACCAUGGAACAUAUCAGCCACCUAGAUACAGUUCUAAGCAGGCUCAAAGACCACCAAUUGAUAGCCAAAGAGAAAAAGUGUCAAUUCCUACAGAAGGAGCUUAAAUUCCUUGGGUACCAGAUAGCUGAGCGCUGUAUUCGGCCGAUCAAAGAUAAAUGUGAGGCCAUCAACGCCUUACCGCUAUGCAAGACCAUAAAGGAGACCCAGAGAUUCUUAGGAAUGAUCAACUAUUAUCGACGGUUUAUUCCCAGGUGCUCAACCGUUGCGCGCCCAUUGAUCGAGCUUAUAGCAAAGAAAACACCUUGGCCUACGGAACAGACGAAAGCCUUCAACGGCUUGAAACGGGCUUUAGUCUCUGCCCCAUUACUAGUACCCUUCAGUCCCGAGCGUGAAUACCGACUAACAACGGAUGCCAGCAAGUUAGGACUCGGAGCAGUACUAGAGGAGCUAAUCAACAACCGAGUAGCGGGCGUAGUAGGCUACUUCUCGAAAUCUUUGCAAGGGGCUCAAAAUAACUACCCGGCUGGAGAGUUAGAACUACUGGGUAUCAUUGAAAGUCUCCGCCAUUUCAAGUACUUGCUGCAUGGUAAGCGAUUCAAACUAAGGACAGAUCACAUCUCCCUACUAGCUUUGAAAAACAGAAGCGAACCAUCGAUGCGGCUAGCCAGAUGGCUAGACCACGGACUUUUUGGUGGCCACUACGGGGACACAAUCACAUAUGAGAAAGUAGCCUCGAAAUUCUACUGGCCCAAAAUGCUGGCCACAAUCCGAAGGUAUGUCAAAAGCUGUAUUCAAUGCCAAAUUAUGAAGAAUUCAGCCCAUAAAUCCCAAGGACUGUUGAUGCCGUUACCAGUCCCAGAAGGACGAUGGCUAGAUAUCGCAAUGGAUUUUGCGACGGAUCUACCGCGGACACGGUCGGGAUAUGACAUGAUCAUGGUGAUGGUCUGCCGGUUUUCAAAGAGGGCGCAUUUUAUUCCCUGCGCCAAAACUUUGGACGCUCAAGUGUGA
Messenger RNA from Torulaspora globosa, 1125 nucleotides. RefSeq lists its product as uncharacterized. Gene Ontology annotation, molecular function: nucleic acid binding. The record is from RefSeq and is a predicted model, not a curated record. The transcript has a single exon. Bases 1 to 1125 code for a protein of 374 amino acids. NCBI's taxonomy places the organism in Eukaryota, Fungi, Ascomycota, Saccharomycetes, Saccharomycetales, Saccharomycetaceae.